Molecule: messenger RNA, 1239 nt
Organism: Chrysoperla carnea
Lineage: Eukaryota; Metazoa; Arthropoda; Insecta; Neuroptera; Chrysopidae
Product: trypsin-1-like
Exons: 6
Coding region: 32-1198 (388 amino acids)
Biological process (GO): proteolysis
Molecular function (GO): serine-type endopeptidase activity
Source: RefSeq, a predicted model, not a curated record
GCAUUCAAUAAAAUUUUUAAUACAAGUCAAAAUGAAGUUGCUUAGUUAUUAUUUUCUGGCUGUAUGUUCCAUAACAAUUGUUCAUUGUUUGUUUGUGGAUCCAAAAGUUCGUGAACGCCAUAAUGUUGCCUCCAUGCAUCGAUAUCUAGUGAAUCGACAAAAACGAUUUAUCGUUUUCGAUAAAGAAAAGGAAAAUAAAGAUUAUCAAAAAUGUACAGCGAUUGGUGGACGUGCCGGACAUUGCAAAUAUAUUCCAUAUUGUCAAUUAAAACAAUCGGUGUUCCAGAAAGUUUUGGAUCAUUUGUGUAUCAUUGAAAGUGUUAACAUUGGUGUAUGUUGUCCUGAUGAUCUUGGCGGUUUCGAAGCCGAUGGCGCAAACAUUGUUUAUAAUUUACCAUCAACUGGCGAUUCAGAUGUUCCUGAUGAAUUAGAUGAAAAAUUUAAAACUGUUGAAAAUCGAGGUUGUGGAUUAGCAACAAAUGCAAAUCCAAAAGAUAUGGUUGAACAUGUCGAUUGGCCAUGGAUGGCUGCACUUAUGGAUGAAACUGAAAUUCCAUUCUGUGGAGGAGUUUUAAUCACUGAGCGUCAUGUUUUAUCCGCUGCACAUUGUUUAUACAAUCAUUAUGAAGCUAAAGAUGUAUUCGUAAAACUAGGUGAAUAUGAUUUCGACGAUGAUGAUGAAACACGUCCACGUGUUUAUGCAGUGAAAAAUCUCACAAAUCACAAAGAUUAUGAUCCAGCAACGUACGAUAAUGAUAUUGCAAUUUUGGAAUUAGAACGAUCGACAAUAUUUAAUACAUAUAUAUGGCCCAUUUGUUUACCACCAAUUGGUUCAGAUUUUACCGGUAAGAAUGCUAUUGUUGCUGGAUGGGGUACCCAAGGUUUUGGUGGUCCAACAAGUGGAAUUUUAAUGGAGAUUUCUAUACCGAUCUGGGAUAUGGAAAAAUGUCGUCAAGCAUUUACACAACCGUUAACGGAUAAAGUAAUAUGUGCGGCUGGCUAUGAUGGUGGCAAAGACUCAUGCCAAGGUGAUUCUGGUGGACCUUUAAUGUCACAAUUACCAAAUGGUCGUUGGGUAAAUGUUGGUAUUGUUUCAUGGGGUGUUCGAUGUGGUGAAAAAGGACGUGCAGGUAUCUAUACAAAAGUAAAUUUCCCAGAAUAUUUGGAAUGGAUUGCUGACCAAACUCAAGAUUAUUAAAUGAUUUUUUGAGUUGAAAUUUAAUUAUGAGAAAAUAAAAA